CAGCGCAUUAGUCGAAAUCGGUUUCGUUCACAUCUUUCCCAAGAUAGCAAGCUAUUUGAUAAGAAAUCGAUUAGUGAUUGCUGCCAGACUGUGCCAGUGCUAGUCUCAAGUCAAAAAGGUUACCAUAUUGUCUGUGUGAUAUUACUAGUGUUAAGAUAUGCAUUUUCUACUGCUCCUCCUAGCCGCAAUUGUACUGCUGUUCAAAUGGAUCUACACGCACUUCCGCACGAGAUACCGCUUCUGGAAGGAGCACAAUGUUCCGCAUCUGGAGCCACGGUUUCCGGUGGGAAACGCAGGAGACACUCUCAAGUCGACGAUUCACUUUGCACAUAUCAUGGAUGAUUUGUACCGGCAGCUGAAGAAGUACGGUGACUAUGCUGGGAUCUAUUUCUUUCGAGAUCCAGUGCUGGUUGUGCUGUCACCGGAAUUUGCCAAAACUGUGCUGGUGAAGGAUUUCAACUACUUUAUGGAUCGAGGUGUGUAUAGCAACGAGAAGGAUGAUCCAUUGUCGGCGAACUUGUUCUUCAUGGAGGGCCAUCGAUGGAGGAAGCUGAGGGCGAAGCUAACUCCGACGUUUACGACGGGGAAACUCAAGGCGAUGUUUCAUACGAUUCUGGCCGUGGGGGAACAUUUUGAUGCGUUCCUAAAUGAUUACACAGCGAAGAAGGAUGAGGUGGAGAUUAAGGACCUGCUGGCGAGGUUCACGACGGACAUCAUUGGGUCGUGUGCGUUUGGAAUCGAUUGUAAUAGUUUAGAGAAUCCGAAUUCAAAGUUUCGAGAGAUGGGAAAAAGGAUGAUAAAUUUCCCGAAGUUGAAGGCAUUGAAGAUCUUCUUUGCGAUGAUGUUCCGGAAGCAGGCAAGAUGGUUGGGCAUUAGGUUCAACGAUGAAGACGUUUCGGAGUUUUUCUUUGGAGUCGUAAGGGAUACGAUUCGAUAUCGGGAGGAAAACGGUGUUCAGAGGAAGGAUUUUAUGCAGUUGCUGAUAGAGUUGAAAAACAAGGGAUACAUGGAAGGCGACAGUGAAGGGUUGGUCGAAGAAGUGGGAAAUGGUCGUUUGGAAAAGCUGACGUUCGAAGAGAUUGCUGCUCAGGCGUUUGUAUUCUUUUUUGCUGGAUUUGAAACGUCUGCCACUACUAUGACAUUUGCUCUGCAUCUGCUGGCAUCGAACCAGGAAGUGCAGGAGCAAGGUAGGAAAUGUGUGACCGAGGUUUUAGAAAGGCAUGAUGGGAAAUUCUCGUACGAGGCUUUGUUGGAGAUGAACUACAUCGACUGCAUAAUCCAAGAAACCCUAAGGAUCUACCCUCCGGUAGCGACAAUUCAUAGAAUGACCACAAAGCCUUACAAACUACCAAAUGGUUCCGUUCUUCCGGAGGGUAUCGGUGUUGUCAUUCCAAACUUGGCCUUUCAUCGUGAUCCUGAACUUUUCCCUGAACCAAUGCAAUUCCGCCCGGAACGAUUCUUCGAAGCGGAGAAAGAAAAGCGGCAUAAUUUCAGUCAUCUUCCAUUCGGCGAGGGACCUCGCGUUUGCAUUGGAAUGCGAUUCGGUUUGCUACAAACGAGAAUGGGCAUUGCAAUGCUGUUGAAGAACUUCCACUUCCGAUUGUGUUCGAAAUCGGAUGUUCCUUUAAAAACUGAUCCGGUUAACUUGAUCUACGGACCAGCCGGGGACGUUUGGUUGGGUAUUGAGAAAAUCCAAUAAGAAGCCGGCUAUUA
Ochlerotatus camptorhynchus is the source of this 1713-nucleotide messenger RNA. RefSeq names its product cytochrome P450 6A1-like. The record is from RefSeq and is a predicted model, not a curated record. The coding region runs from base 158 to 1699 and encodes 513 amino acids. Gene Ontology annotation, molecular function: oxidoreductase activity, acting on paired donors, with incorporation or reduction of molecular oxygen; iron ion binding; heme binding. The transcript has 2 exons. Lineage: Eukaryota; Metazoa; Arthropoda; Insecta; Diptera; Culicidae.